AUGUCAAAACUGGAAGGUCAUUUAGACUUAAGUGACUUUAUAAGUCUAGAGAAAUUAGACUGCCAUGCUAAUAGAUUAACAAGUUUAGAUUUAAGUAAUUCAAAUCAUUUAAAAAAUAUUGACUAUCGAUACAAUCCACUUGCUAGAAUAAUUUUUUCUGAUUCAGCACCGCUUAAAAAUAACUGGCAAAAAACAGAUUGGCAAAAUUAUUGGGAGAAUAGAGGUGAUAAAAACUACUCUGAAGAAAAAAGAAACGAGGUUAUUGAGAUAAGUAUUAGUGGUUCAAGCAAUUUGGAGGGACCUCUAGUUAUUGAUGAAUUUGCCAGCAAAAAUAAAAGUUGGGAACUCAAACUUAGGAACUUGUCCAAACUUGCUAAAAUUAAUUGUUCUGACGACUGCUUGAGUGGUCUUUUUAUUAGUAAUUGUCCUGAAAUUACUUACUUAGAUAUAAAUGCCAAUUGCUUUGAAGAGUUUAGUUUUCUUAAUGGACUAAAAAAAUUGAUUUUGGAAGGAAAAACCUUUGUCGGUUCCUUAGAGCCUCUUAAAAGUUUAAAUAAAUUAAAAUCUCUUUCAAUCGAAAAUACUAGCAUUGACUCUGAUUUAGAAUACUUGCCAGAAAGUUUGGAAGUUUUAGAUUACCAAGGUUGCAAGGAAACUAACCAAGGCUCGUUCGUUUUUCAGACUUGGAGAAAUUCUAACAAAGAGUUAAUUAAUAUAGCAAAAAAAAGGCCUACAGAAUUGCUAAAAGAAAGAGAAGAACUACAGGAGCGAGUUAAAGGACUUGAAGAAGAGGUCAAAGAAUACAACAACUACCAACAAAUUAAUAAUGAAAGCAUUGCUAGCGUUGAAUCCAAGUAUGAAGGUUUAAAAGAAAUUCUAUCUUCACUCUUGAAGGAAGAAGAAACCGAAAAAAAAGAAAUCAAUGAUUUAGCCAAAAAAAUCAUAAAGAGUGUGGAAAGAUUAAAAGAUGAAAAAGAAAAGUUAAAUAAUGAUCUGUUAAAUCUACGCGAAGUAAAUCAAAAAUUAUCUCAACAAAUUGCUCUUUACCAAGAAACUAAAAAAAUUAUUGAAAGCAAAGAAAAAGAAAUGGAGGACUUAAAAUUUUCCUAUAUUCAAAAAGUCAAUUAUCUUAAAAGAGGAAAGAUAAAAGAUAAAUUAGAAACCCUUUUGGAAGCCCAAGAAGAGGUAGUCAAACUUGAUAGUAAUUUUGCCAAAAAGCAGAAAGAAGAAAAUCAAAAAUACCUAACCAAAAAAACCUCGAUAUCCUCUCAAGAAAUAAUUAAUAUUUGUUUAUUACAAGAAGAAAUAACUAAACUUAAACUAGAACUUCAAAAAAUUGUAGAUGAGCAGGAAAAGCAAUUGAAAAAGAAAAUAAGUAAAGGCGAAAUAAGAGUAAAUCAAGUUAAUGUAGAGCAAGGAAAUGUAUUCAUUGGUAACCAAAUAGGAAAUAAUCCUAAUUUGGGUUAUGUUAGACAAGAAUACAUAGACAAAGAUCAAGUUCCACAAAUUUCAAUUGGGGGAAUUAACAUCCAAAGCGGUAAUAUUGUUAUUGGCAGUAACUUUAAUAGUAAUGUUGAUUUUAGUUAUACUUAUCAGCAGAAAUUGAAAGUUAAGUUGAAAGAGAAUACAAUGGAAUCUCGAUUACAAAUAAAAAAUGUCCAUAACCAGAAAAGAUUAAUAACUAAGAAUGGGGAAUUAGAAGAGGAAUAUCAAGAAUACCAACAAAAAAAUACCAUUGAAGAAAUAACAGAAGAAUUUCAAAAAAUCAAACCUAUCCUAAAAAACUAA
Molecule: messenger RNA, 1788 nt
Organism: Entrophospora candida
Lineage: Eukaryota; Fungi; Glomeromycota; Glomeromycetes; Entrophosporales; Entrophosporaceae
Source: the annotation of a GenBank genome assembly